GACACACAUACACAUCAUAUUAACCCACAUCCAUAUAUACAACAAACCCUAGUCUCCACUCUCCCCUGCCAUCUUCCAUACUAAUCAAGCAGCACUUUGAGAGCCGGAAGGAUUCAGUGUUCCCACCGCCGUCACCAUGGGUCGUAUGCACAGUAAAGGUAAGGGUAUGUCAGCAUCUGCUUUGCCAUACAAGAGGACUCCACCCAGCUGGUUGAAGAUCUCUUCUCAAGAUGUUGAUGAUAAUAUAUGCAAGUUUGCAAAGAAGGGUCUUACACCAUCUCAAAUUGGUGUUAUCCUUCGAGAUUCUCAUGGAAUUGCUCAAGUGAAGAGUGUAACUGGCAACAAGAUUUUGCGUAUCCUUAAAGCACAUGGGCUUGCUCCUGAAAUUCCUGAGGACCUUUACCACCUCAUUAAAAAGGCAGUUGCAAUCAGGAAGCAUUUGGAGAGGAACAGAAAGGACAAAGAUUCCAAGUUUAGGUUAAUUCUCGUUGAGAGCAGGAUCCACCGACUUGCUCGCUACUACAAGAAGACCAAGAAGCUUCCUCCCGUCUGGAAAUAUGAAUCAACCACCGCAAGUACCCUUGUGGCGUAGAGAGGAUAUUUUUGUUAGAAGUUGGGUCUGGUACUUGUGUUAUUUCUUAUGGAACUUAAUUUUAAGGUAUCUAGGUUGUUAUUUUUCUUGUAAGACUUGGGCUUGUUGAAGGAUUCUACGCGACUUUUGGAAUCAUGUAUGGCAAGUUGUGCUUUUUAUUCUUAAAACCCUUUUGACCAGAACUGAGCUAAUGCAGCGGCUGCUUUUAAAUUAACGCUUAUUUGUUGAGAA
This is a messenger RNA of Daucus carota subsp. sativus, 823 nucleotides long. Its product is annotated as small ribosomal subunit protein uS15. Bases 137 to 592 code for a protein of 151 amino acids. The transcript has 5 exons. The record is from RefSeq and is a predicted model, not a curated record. Lineage: Eukaryota; Viridiplantae; Streptophyta; Magnoliopsida; Apiales; Apiaceae. Gene Ontology annotation, biological process: translation. Gene Ontology annotation, cellular component: nucleolus; ribosome; cytosolic small ribosomal subunit. Gene Ontology annotation, molecular function: small ribosomal subunit rRNA binding; structural constituent of ribosome.